Oreochromis aureus is the source of this 748-nucleotide messenger RNA. RefSeq names its product CD209 antigen-like. The record is from RefSeq and is a predicted model, not a curated record. The transcript is spliced from 6 exons. NCBI's taxonomy places the organism in Eukaryota, Metazoa, Chordata, Actinopteri, Cichliformes, Cichlidae. The coding region runs from base 47 to 709 and encodes 220 amino acids.
AAAGGAGAGUGGAAAAGUACGAGCUGUCACCGAGCAGAAGCGGGGGAUGGAAGCAUGUAAAUAUAAUAAUAAGCCAAAAAGUGUGCCUGACAAGCCAGUUGCAACUCCAGGUACUAAAUUUGUGAAGAAAAGUUCCUACAGAGCUGCUGUGAGUCUUCUGGGUGUGCUGUGUCUUCUUCUCCUCACUGGACUCAUAAUUCUGGCGUUUCUUUUCAUCAAAGACAAAUUUCAAAUGGAAGAGGAGGUGGGCAACCUGAAAACAGAACGUGACCAGUUACAGAAAAGAGUUGAAGAAUUGACCAAAGAGAAAGAGAUGAUCUUCAGACAAAGUUUCAUGUGUAACUGGGUGAAUGUUAGCGGUAGUUUCUAUUUCACGUCUUCAGAGAAGAAAUCCUGGCAAGAAAGCAGACAAGACUGUGUUCAAAGAGGUGCCGACCUGGUGAUUAUCAGCAGCCAGGAAGAACAGAACUUUGUGAACACGUUCAAGAAGCGUCUGUGGAUUGGACUGACUGACUCAGAGACAGAGGGGACAUGGAAAUGGGUGGAUGGGACUCCAAUGAACACAAGCUACUGGAAUCGUGGUGAACCAAAUGGUGACAAAAAGGAAAAUUGUGGACAUAUAGAUACUUACAACUCAGAAAACAGCUGGAAUGAUGCACCGUGUUCAAUUUUACACUUCUGGAUAUGUGAGAAGAGAUAUUCUCCAUAAAUUAAAAUCCAAGUCCAUCAACCCAUAUGGAAAAGAUAU